AUGGCCUCCUGCUUGUGCUACCUUUGCGCCCACCCGGACUGCAAGGCCAAGCUGUUGAAGGAGAUCGAUGAGGUGGUAGGAGACGAUCAGAUCCGAUGGGAGCAUUUGAGCCAGAUGCCUUACCUGGACUGGUGCAUCAAGGAGACCAUGCGCCUGGUGCCGCCUGCCGUUGGCUUCAUGCGGCAGGCCCGUGGGCCGCAGCUCUUGGGGAAGAAGUGGCGGAUCGAUGCGGGCAUGCCGGUGAUCGUGAACGCAGCUUGGUCGAGCGAGCGAAAGUGGGAUCCCAAAAGGGGCAGGGUGUGGUUUGCUUACAUCCCCUUUGCUGUGGGACCUCGCGCGUGCAUCGGGCGCGAGUUCACGGUGGUAGAGCAGAAGGUGACCAUGGUGACGCUCUUCCAGCACUUCGACUUCCAACGGCCGAAGGAGGUGCAGGUGCCUGAGGGCUACAAGACAGUGCGGCAGGCCGAGGCGAAGUCGCUUGGUGUGGGUUGUGGUGGAGUGAAGCCGGAAUACCUCCACAUUUUGAGGUUUGUUUAUGUCUACUUCAUGCUGGGCGCGGCCGAGAUCAGCCCCGGCAAGGCAGAACCGGAGAUUUGUCCGCGGAGCGUUCCUUUGGCGCAGCUAGCGGUGCCCGAAGACUUGGAGUGUCAGAAGGGCCCCCAUGCGGCGGUCUGGUCCAACGUGAAGAAGAGCUUUCGCGCGCUGCUUGAGGACACUCCUGGGGCCUUGUUCAAUCCGAUCCCGGAGGCCCAAGUGAAGACCGCGGUGGACCAGGCCAUCGCGCAGGUGAAGGCAGCCGGCGGCUUUGACAGCAGCUCCACCAACGAGUGUGGCUAUGGAAAGCUGGCGCUGCAGCUCUUGUCGGUUUGCUUAGUCUCAGAUCCCUUCGCGGUGGCACAGACGGUGCAAAGCGCAGGGGAGGCCUUUGCUUCCCCGGUGCUCACCUUGUUGCUGGACAUCCCGUGGGUGGCCACUGCUUUGUCCGGAUGGCCUCUCUUCGGCCUUCUUGCACAAGUGAGCUUGCGGAAGGCGGAUGUGCUGAAAGACAUGGUGGAUCAAGAGAGCAUUGACGGUGUGAGCAAAGGCAGCACCUACUUCAACGCUAUGCGUGGCGCGAUGCCCUCCUCCGACCUGUCGGCCAUGGCGGAUGCCACCCUCACGUACUUGAACAACCCGGACCCCACAGGCGACGGUGGCGUGUUGGGCGCCUUGACCGCCUUAGCGACACAGGCCGCGGUGCAAAGUAAUGUGCAGGAGCGCCUGAACUUGAUCAACGGCCUCCAGGAGGCCAUGAAGAAAGCGGUGCAUACCUCACAAGAUCUGGAUCUCAUGUUGGCAACCAGAUGGCCACUGUGGAGUCUAAUCCACUUCACUGUGGAUGCCAUUAGCGUCGGAUGA
This is a messenger RNA of Durusdinium trenchii, 1398 nucleotides long. The record is from the annotation of a GenBank genome assembly. Lineage: Eukaryota; Dinophyceae; Suessiales; Symbiodiniaceae.